AGGCCGAUCAUGCUGGUAGGAAACGCCGGCACAGGGAAGUCUGUGAUCGUAGGAGAUAAGCUGUCCAUGCUGGAUUCUGAGGAGUACUUGGUGAAGAAUGUUCCUUUUAAUUACUAUACCACUUCUGCUAUGCUGCAAGCUGUUCUUGAGAAACCACUAGAUAAGAAGGCUGGAAGGAAUUAUGGUCCUCCUGGCACGAAGAAACUCAUCUACUUCAUUGAUGACAUGAACAUGCCUGAAGUAGACAGUUACGGGACAGUUCAGCCUCACACAUUGAUCCGUCAACAUCUGGACUAUGGGCACUGGUAUGACAGAAACAAGCUGUCCCUGAAGGAAAUCAUGAAUGUGCAGUACGUGUCAUGUAUGAAUCCCACGGCAGGCAGCUUCACUAUCAACCCACGCUUGCAGCGCCACUUCAGCGUGUUUGCCCUUUCAUUUCCCGGGUCAGAUGCUCUAUCCACCAUUUAUAGCACCAUCCUAACACAGCACCUGAAGCGGGGAAACUUCCCUGGGGCUUUGCAGAAAUCAUCACAGCACUUAAUAAAUCUGGCACUCGCCCUGCACCUGAAAGUGGCUGCAACUUUCCUGCCAACAGCGAUCAAAUUUCAUUAUAAUUUCAACCUAAGGGACUUCUCCAAUGUCUUCCAAGAAAUGGAGGAUACCCUGGAACAGAUUAAGAAGAUAAAUGUGUUUUGCCAUUUCGCAAGAGGGGUAGGAGAGCCCAAAUACUUGCCUGUCCAGAGUUGGGAAUCAUUGAACCAGCUCUUAGUGGAAGCUUUAGAGAAUCACAAUGAGGUCAACGCUGCCAUGAACCUGGUGCUGUUUGAAGAUGCCAUGUGCCACGUUUGCCGGAUCAACCGUAUCCUGGAAUCUCCCAGAGGGAAUGCAUUGCUGGUUGGUGUGGGAGGAAGUGGUAAGCAGAGUCUGACAAGAUUAGCAGCUUUCAUUAGCUCACUGGAGGUUUUCCAGAUCACCUUGAGAAAAGGCUAUGGGAUUCCUGACCUGAAGGCAGACUUGGCUGCCCAGUACAUUACAGCAGGAAUGAAGAAUGUGGGUACCGUCUUUCUCAUGACAGAUGCUCAAGUGGCCGAUGAGAGGUUUUUAGUGCUGGUAAAUGACUUGCUAGCUUCAGGAGAAAUUCCCGAUCUUUUCCCAGAUGAUGAAGUUGAAAAUAUCAUCAGUAACGUGAGGAAUGAAGUAAAAGCCCAAGGACAGAUGGACACCAGGGAGGCCUGCUGGAAAUUCUUCAUCGAUCGGGUUAGGCGGCAGCUCAAGGUUGCUCUUUGUUUUUCCCCUGUGGGAAAUAAGUUGAGAGUUCGCAGUCGGAAGUUCCCGGCCAUUGUGAACUGUACAGCGAUAGACUGGUUUCAUGAGUGGCCUCGAGAGGCUCUGGAGUCCGUCAGCUUGCGCUUCUUGCAAGGGACGGAAAAUAUUGAGGCUCCAGUGAAAGAAUCUAUAAGUAAGUUCAUGGCUUACGUGCACACCAGUGUGAAUGGGAUGUCCCGUUCUUACCUGAGUAACGAACGUCGCUAUAACUACACCACUCCUAAGUCAUUCUUGGAGCAAAUCAAACUGUAUCAGAACUUGCUGCUUAAGAAGAGGAAAGAACUGGCAGCAAAGAUGGAGCGGCUGGAGAAUGGUCUGCAGAAGCUCAGCAGCACCUCUGCCCAGGUGGAUGAUCUAAAAGCCAAGCUGGCAGCCCAAGAAGUGGAGCUGAAACAGAAGAAUGAGGAUGCGGACAAGCUGAUCCAGGUGGUGGGCAUAGAGACGGAGAAAGUGAGCAAGGAGAAGGCCAUUGCUGAUGACGAGGAACGGAAGGUGGCCUUAAUUACCCAAGAGGUCCAGCAGAAGCAGAGAGACUGUGAGGAGGACCUAACAAAAGCUGAACCUGCUCUUGCUGCUGCCCAGACAGCUCUUAACACACUCAAUAAGACCAAUCUGACAGAGCUGAAGUCAUUUGGAUCACCGCCUUCUGCUGUCAGCAACGUCACUGCUGCCGUGAUGGUGCUCAUGGCUCCGGGCGGGAAGGUCCCGAAGGACAGAAACUGGAAAGCAGCCAAGGUGGCCAUGUCAAAGGUGGAUGGCUUCCUGGACUCCUUGGUCAACUUCGACAAAGAGAACAUACACGAGAGCUGCCUUCGAGCCCUGCAGCCCUACCUGCAGGAUCCGGAGUUCAACCCUGAGUUUGUGACAUCCAAGUCCUACGCAGCUGCUGGCCUCUGCUCCUGGGUCAUCAACAUCGUGCGCUUCUAUGAAGUGUAUUGUGAUGUGGAGCCCAAGCGGCAGGCCCUGAGCAAAGCGAAUGCUGAACUGGCUGCUGCUCAAGAAAAGCUGGCUAGCAUAAAGGCCAAAAUUGUGCACCUCAAUGAAAACUUGGCAGUACUCACAGCCAAAUUUGAGAAGGCCACAGCAGAGAAGCUGAAAUGCCAGGAAGAAGCUGAAGCCACCGCAAAGACUAUUUCCCUUGCAAAUCGACUGGUUGGGGGCCUUGCCUCUGAAAAUGUGAGAUGGGCUGAAUCUGUGAAAGAUUUCAAGAUUCAAGAGAGUGCUUUGUGUGGAGAUGUCUUGCUGAUAACUGCCUUUGUCUCCUACUUGGGUUACUUCACCAAGAAGUACAGGCAGGAUCUGAUGGAUAGUGUUUGGAAACCAUACUUGCGCCAGCUGAAGGUUGCGAUCCCUGUGACCCCUUCCCUGGACCCUCUGCUGAUGCUGACCGAUGAUGCAGACAUAGCAGCCUGGCAGAACGAAGGGCUGCCGGCCGAUCGCAUGUCCACCGAAAAUGCUACCAUCCUAACCAACUGUGAGCGCUGGCCGCUCAUGGUUGACCCCCAGCUCCAGGGCAUCAAGUGGAUCAAAACCAAGUAUGGCGAACACCUCCGAGUGACUCGGAUCGGCCAGAAAGGAUACCUGGACAUGAUAGAACAGGCUCUUGCUGCUGGUGAAGUUGUUCUCAUUGAAAACUUGGAAGAAUCUGUUGACCCAGUCCUAGGUCCACUGCUUGGUCGAGAGACCAUCAAAAAAGGAAGGUACAUUAAAAUCGGAGAUAAGGAAUGUGAAUACAACCCCAAUUUUCGUCUAAUACUUCAUACAAAGCUAGCAAACCCCCACUACCAACCAGAAAUGCAGGCUCAGUGCACCCUCAUCAACUUUACAGUGACUCAAGAUGGCCUGGAAGACCAACUGUUAGCAGCAGUUGUCAGUAUGGAGAGGCCUGACCUAGAAGAGCUAAAGUCUGAUCUCACAAAGCAGCAGAAUGGAUUCAAAAUAACGCUGAAGACUUUGGAGGACAACUUGCUGUCCCGCCUCUCGUCUGCCUCAGGGAACUUCCUGGGAGACAUCGCCUUAGUAGAGAAUCUGGAAGUCACCAAACAGACGGCUGCAGAAAUUGAAGAAAAGGUCCAGGAGUCCAAGGUGACAGAAACAAAGAUUAAUGAAGCCAGGGAGCAUUACCGUCCAGCAGCAGCCCGGGCUUCCCUGCUGUACUUCAUCAUGAAUGACCUCAAUAGCAUCCAUCCAAUGUACCAGUUUUCCCUGAAGGCAUUCAGUGUUGUUUUCCAAAAAGCUGUCGAAAGAGCUGCCAUGAAUGAAAACCUCAAAGAACGAGUAGCCAACCUUAUUGACAGCAUUACCUUCUCUGUGUUCCAGUACACCACCCGAGGGCUGUUUGAAUGUGACAAACUGACUUACACAGCACAGGUCACUUUCCAGAUACUGCUGAUGAAUAAAGAAAUUAACAUGGUGGAACUUGAUUUCCUGCUACGAUAUCCUGCCCAACCAGGAGUCAUCAGUCCAGUAGAGUUUUUGUCUAAUCAGUCAUGGGGUGGCGUUAAGGCUCUGUCAUCCAUGGAACAAUUUCGCAACUUGGAUCGGGACAUUGAGGGUUCUGCCAAACGAUGGAAGAAGUAUGUGGAGUCUGAAUGUCCCGAAAAGGAAAAAUUUCCACAGGAAUGGAAGAACAAGUCAGCUUUGCAGAAGCUGUGUAUGAUGAGAGCCAUACGACCUGACCGUAUGACAUAUGCUGUCCGAGAUUUUGUGGAAGAAAAGCUGGGAAGUAAAUAUGUGGUAGGAAGAUCUCAGGAUUUUGCAACAUCGUUUGAGGAGUCAGGACCUGCAACCCCAAUGUUUUUCAUCCUCUCACCUGGAGUUGACCCCCUGAAGGAUGUAGAAAAGCAUGGGAAGAAGCUUGGCUACACAUUUAAUAACAGGAAUUUCCAUAAUGUCUCACUUGGGCAAGGCCAGGAGGUAGUGGCUGAGCAGGCCUUAGACCUGGCCGCAGCAGAGGGACAUUGGGUUAUCCUGCAGAACAUCCACCUGGUGGCCAAGUGGCUGAGUUCUCUGGAGAAGAAGCUGGAGCAGCACAGUGAAGGCAGUCAUCUGGAAUUCCGUGUCUUCAUAAGUGCAGAACCUGCAGCUUCGCCCGAGGGCCAUACCAUACCUCAGGGGAUCCUGGAGAACUCUAUCAAAAUCACCAAUGAGCCCCCAACAGGGAUGCAUGCCAAUCUCCACAAGGCCCUGGAUAACUUCAGCCAGGACACCCUGGAGAUGUGUACCCGUGAGAAUGAAUUUAAGAGCAUCCUUUUUGCCCUAUGUUACUUUCAUGCUGUGGUGGCGGAAAGGCGCAAGUUUGGGCCUCAAGGUUGGAACCGCUUGUAUCCCUUCAACACGGGAGAUCUCACCAUUUCAGUCAAUGUUCUCUACAAUUACUUGGAGGCUAGUUCAAAGGUACCCUAUGAUGACCUGAGGUACCUCUUUGGGGAGAUCAUGUACGGAGGACAUAUCACAGACGACUGGGACAGGCGCCUCUGUAAGACCUAUCUGGAGGAAUUCAUUAAGCCUGAAAUGCUGGAGGGAGAAUUCUUACUGGCUCCAGGUUUUCCCCUCCCAGGGAACCUAGACUACAAUGGCUAUCACCAGUAUAUAGAUGACGCCUUGCCUGCUGAGUCUCCAUACCUUUAUGGCCUCCACCCCAAUGCAGAAAUUGGCUUCUUGACCCAAACCUCAGAAAAGCUGUUCCGUACCAUUUUGGAGCUGCAGCCUCGGAACACCAGCUUAGGAGAAGGUGCGGGGACUACCCGGGAAGAGAAGGUGAAAGCACUGCUGGAUGACAUCCUGGAGAAGCUGACUGAUGAGUUUAACAUUCCAGAGCUGAUGGCCAAGGUGGAAGAGAGGACCCCAUACAUUGUUGUGGCAUUCCAGGAGUGUGAACGAAUGAACCUCCUGACUAGUGAGAUCCGGAGGUCACUGAGGGAGCUGGACUUGGGGCUAAAGGGUGAAUUAACUAUGACCAGUGAUAUGGAGACCCUACAAAAUGCCAUCUUCUUAGACACAGUGCCUGAGUCAUGGACCAGGAGGGCUUAUCCUUCCAUGGCUGGUCUCUGUGGCUGGUUUGCUGACCUCCUCAAUCGUAUCAAGGAGCUGGAGACGUGGACAGGGGACUUCAUGCUACCAUCUGUGGUGUGGCUGGCUGGCUUCUUCAACCCCCAGUCUUUCUUGACAGCCAUAAUGCAGUCCAUGGCCCGAAAGAAUGAGUGGCCACUGGACAAAAUGACCCUACAGUGUGACGUGACCAAAAGAAAUCGUGAGGAUUUUACCAGCCCACCACGGGAAGGAGCAUACAUCCAUGGCUUUUUCAUGGAAGGAGCACGCUGGGAUAUGCAGACAGGUUUAAUUGCUGAUGCCCGCCUUAAGGACCUGACUCCCUCCAUGCCGAUUAUUUUCAUCAGAGCCAUCCCUGUUGAUAAGCAAGACAACCGCAACGUGUAUCCUUGUCCUGUGUAUAAAACCCGCCAACGAGGCCCAACCUACGUCUGGACCUUUAACCUGAAGACUAAAGAGAAACCUUCCAAGUGGGUUUUAGCAGGAGUGGCUCUCCUCCUCCAAAUUUAGACUUAAACUCAAAUGCACU
This is a messenger RNA of Euleptes europaea (tarantolino), 5905 nucleotides long. It is a transcript of the gene DNAH9, whose product is annotated as dynein axonemal heavy chain 9. The coding region runs from base 10 to 5886 and encodes 1958 amino acids. Gene Ontology annotation, molecular function: dynein intermediate chain binding; dynein light intermediate chain binding; minus-end-directed microtubule motor activity. Gene Ontology annotation, biological process: microtubule-based movement. Gene Ontology annotation, cellular component: dynein complex. The transcript has 31 exons. NCBI's taxonomy places the organism in Eukaryota, Metazoa, Chordata, Lepidosauria, Squamata, Sphaerodactylidae. The record is from RefSeq and is a predicted model, not a curated record.